GAAGAAGAAGAAGAAUAAUAAUGAGCAAGAGCAGUAGAGGAGCGGAAUGGAGGAGGACAAGCAGAACCCGGAGCACCGGAGCAACAAGGUCCCCAGAAGACAAGCAGCAGGCUCGUCCUCUGAUAGCAGCAAUGUUGAGGAACAGAGAGGAAGAGAGGAACUUAUACGUCACCACCGUGACAAAUCCUUCACAACAUCUGGAUCUUUAAAAAUUCAUCAAAGAGUUCAAACUGGAGAGAAACCAUACAGCUGUGACCACUGUGAGAAAACAUUUUUGCGCUGCAGUGCCCUCAAAGCCCAUCAACGCAUUCACAUUGAAGGGGAACUGUCCAGUUUUUUCCAAAGUGGGAAGGAUUUCACAGAGUCAGGGACCUCAAAAAAACAAGACAUUGACACAGCAGAGAAACUGUUUAGCUGUGAUCAAUGUGAGAAAGCUUUCACCACUCUACGUAGCUUAAAAAGUCACCACCGUGUUCACACUGCAGAGAAGUUGCACUGCAGUAACCAAUGUGGGAAAACUUUUUCGCAACGCAUGUCCCUUGAAACUCACCAAAGAAUUCACACGGGAGAGAAACCGUACAGCUGUGAUCAAUGUGGCAAAGCUUUCGCACGAUCAGAAUACUUGAAAGCCCAUCAACACAAUCACACGGAGAUAANAACUCACCAAAGAAUUCACACGGGAGAGAAACCGUACAGCUGUGAUCAAUGUGGCAAAGCUUUCGCACGAUCAGAAUACUUGAAAGCCCAUCAACACAAUCACACAGGAGAUAAACUGUACAGCUGUGAUCAAUGUGGCAAAGCUUUCAAAUGGUUAAGUAACUUUCAAGCCCAUCAACGCUGUCACACAGGAGAGAAACUGUACAGCUGUGAUCAAUGUGGCAAAGCUUUCAAAUGGUUAAGUAACUUGAAAAUCCAUCAACGCAGUCACACAGAAGAGCAACCGUACAGCUGUGAUCAAUGUGGCAAAGCUUUCAAAUGGUUAAGUAACUUUAAAGCCCAUCAACGCAGUCACACUGGAGAGAAACCAUACAGCUGUGAUCAAUGUGGCAAAGCUUUCACAUGGUCAAGUAACUUGAGAGCCCAUCAACGCAGUCACACAGGAGAGAAACCGUACAGCUGUGAUCAAUGUGGCAAAGCUUUUGCACGAUCAGAAUGCUUGAAAGACCAUCAACGCAGUCACACAGGAGAGAAACUGUACAGCUGUGAUCAAUGUGACAAAGUUUUCGCACGAUCAGAAUGCUUGAAAGAUCAUCAACGUAUUCACACAGGAGAGAAACUGUACAGCUGUGAUCAAUGUGACAAAGCUUUCGUACGAUCAGAAUGCUUGAAAGACCAUCAACGCAGUCACACAGGAGAGAAACCAUACAGCUGUGAUCAGUGUGGCAAAGCUUUCACACAGUUAAGUAACUUGAAAUCUCAUCAACGCAGUCACACAGGAGAGAAGCCAUAUGGGUGCGACCAUUGUGGGAAAAAGUUUUCCCAAAUCGGAACCUUAAUAUCUCAUAAACAUAUUCACACUGGUGAGAAACCAUACAGGUGUGAUCAAUGUGGAAAAUCCUUUGCACGGUCGGGGGCCUUAAAAGGCCAUCAACGUAUUCACACAGGAGAGAAACCAUACUGGUGCCAUCAAUGUGGCAAAGCCUUUGCACUGUCAGGGGCCUUAAAAGGCCACCAACGUAUUCACACAGGAGAGAAACCGUACAGGUGUGACCAAUGUGGCAAAGCCUUUACACAGAGAGGGACCUUAAAAAGCCACCAACGUAUUCACACAGGAGAGAAACCGUACAGCUGUGAUCAAUGUGGCAAAGCCUUUGCACGGUCAGGGGCCUUAAAAGGCCACCAACGCAUUCACACAGGAGAGAAGCCGUACUGGUGUGACCAAUGUGGAAGAUUAUUUUCCCAGUGCAGUCAAUUGAGAACCCACCAAUGCCGGCAUGCAGGAGAGAACCCGUACAGCUGUGAUUAGUGUGAGAAAGCUUUUAUUGAACGGUAUGACCUAAAAAUCCACCAACGUGUUCACACCAGAGAGAACCUGUCCUGAUGUGACUAAUGUUGGUAGUGACAUUAAAGCCCACAAAUGUGUUUACCCUGCAUUGUUUGGACAUUUUCAGGGCCAGGCAAACAUCUUCCUACUGCUUCCUCCCCACGUCUUGAUAGCUGUGUUGAUAUCUUACUUUUGUCAUUGAUUAUUUUUAUCUGUUUUUAUUUCAACUGUAACCCUAUGUUGGACCACCAGAUUCCUCCCUGUAGAACUCCCAUGUGUGAGAGCUGACCACAAACCUUUCAAAAUCAAUCAUGCAACUGUCCGGGGCAAUGUUGCGGCUCACAGUGUGCCCGACCCUGAAGCGUAUCUCUGCGACUGGUGAGCCCACAGGAUGCUGACUCCAUGAUGAUCUUUGGGACUGUGCCCCACCGAGCCCCAUGAGUCAAGCCCAUGUAGAUAUAUAUAGGCUGAUUGACCAAAUAAGCAUUUGAAAACUGAUAUUGAUGCCUCUUACCAUGGCUGUGAUCAAAGUAUUUGCAUCAGCCUGAGACCUCUAUCACAGACAGGCUCUGCAGUCUCAGACGCUGACUCAACAUGCUGAAUGAAAUGUUUAGUGACUUGACUGAUUUUUGGUCCCGUGUGCAGCUUCCCUCUCUAGCCUGCCUCCAGAAGGGGGCUCUGUUUCUGUUGUCAUGGCGAGGUGCUCCAGGUCUGAUCCAUCAGGGUCUGUUGACUCACUGUUAGUCUGGCCCCUCCCCUUGGACCACUUUGCCUCUCAAGACCCGACCAGGAGCAACGGCUGGGACACCACAGCUCCCAGUAUCACAGGGACAUGAAAACCCCUCCACAAUGUUCAGGUUUCCAGCUCAGACUGUUUGCUCCUGUUGAUGACAUCAGGACACCAAAGUCUUCUGAGCUCUGAGCAGCAUCAUCAACAACUUAAAUACCAGAUUAAUAUGAUGUAUGUUAUCAUGUGUCACAUAUUUGAUGUCUUAUCCAGUGUCUUGCAUGUGUUCUCUGUUUGUCCACAUGUAGAAGACAGCUGAGUUUUUCUUCCUGAGCUCCACCUGUAUAAAGACGGAGGCUGAGCAGGGUGGAGCUCUUCUUCUUUUUGACUCUUGUUGGAAGUACAGAGACAGAAGAUGAGUUGAAGCCUGUUUGUUUCUGUGUGGAGGAUUGUAAUGUCCAUAUCAUCAGAUGAGUUCAGCCUUUAAUAAAAAUAGUUUGUAGACUCUGCAGUGGGAUUAAAGUUCCUGGUGUUGGUCUUUGCUCCUGUCACAGUCUCACUACUAAAGCUCAGACGCUCCUCAGGAUCAGCUCCACAUUUUUACUCUCACUCUGUGAUGGUGAGUUGAGUUGGAGUUGUUAGUGAUGCUGCCUCAUUAAACCAGGCGAGGUCCUUGAACACAGUCUCCAUCAGACUCUGAUAAUCUGCAGCACAUCCACGCUGUAGUUUAUUCAGCCGUCAGCAGAAAGAAGAAAGAAGUGAUACGACCACGCUGGUUAUCUCCACUCAGUCUCAGGGUUCUGAAGCUUCAGGCUCUAACUUCAUGUUUCAGUGUGUAUGUAGAAAACUGAGUAACAACGUAGGAAAGGAUGACUCGCACACAGAACAAACACAGAUUUAGACUAAAGUCUGGAUUUUUAGAAAUCUCAGUUGCAGGGCUGCAUAGACUGUGAAGACGUGUAAAUGUUUCAGACCAAGUUGGACUUUAAAGAUUCUGCACUGAGGAAAGUCCAACUACAGCAGCAAACAGGAAGCUGCUGCUGACAUCGGGUGAAAGUGGGUCUGCAGACAACACAAUAGCAGCAGAGAAGCAAAGAGUACAUGCACUAGAUGUGUUCAGGACAACAGAAUGUUGUUUGCACAGACAGUUUGACUCUUGAAAUACAAAUCGGUAUGAUGAAGACUGGAGAAACUUUCCUUUUUUUGUAUCGAUCCUGUUGAUGCUAGGAUCAAUCUCCAAAAUUAAAAUGUAGUAUCGAGAGAGUCAGUAUUUUUGGGAUCAAUCCGCCCACUCCUACUGGCAACUGUUUUAAAUUAUGGAGAAAAAACGGCAAACUUGUUUCAGCCGUAACACGGUGAUCCGACAUGUCUGAUGUUUCUGCUGUGAUUAUUUUAUGUUCUUUGUUGCUCUCAUCUUUGAUAAACUGAAUCUACAGACACAGAAGUUGAACACUGGACUGUUGUGGACGGGGCCGCAGCAAAACAGAUUUUGGCCACCUGAAAAACUCUAUCAGUGUAAGUGUACGCUAUGUUUGUAUAUUUGCUCAGCUAUACCUCACACACUCACAAAAUGAGGCAGCAACUCUGUGCUCUCCUACAUAAAAUGAAUCUGGUGACUUUGAUUUAACAGCUUCAGAUAUCCAUCGGAAAAGACUGUCUGACUGCAAGGUAAAGAUUCAAGAUUGAAGAUAAACUUUAUUGUUGCACAAAGUAGGAAAUUUAUCUUGGGCUCCUCACACAUGCUGCAGCCAUAAAAAUACAAGAUAAACUAAGCACAAAAAGUAAAGCAGUAAAUUUUGGAAACCAUUGAAAAGCCUGUUUAUUUCCCUUUUAAAUGGUGCCACAUUUGUAAGGAACAUGCAUUUGUGGGAUGAGCAGCAGAGCUGAGUAUGUGGGUUGUGCCCAUGAAACAUUUGCCAAAUCUUCUCUGCCAAUGCCAAACAGUUUCCUUUUUUUUUUUGUGCUAUUGACACUUGUUUUGAGCUUCUGGUACCCCCAGGUGCUGACAAUCAGGUGCCAAAUCACCUAUGAGUAAGAAGCAUAGUUACAACAAAGAAAUAAUCUACCAAACACAAAGUCCCCCACUUUUUGUGCUUAGUUUUGAACACAUAAAGAGUGGUGAAAAUAUCCUAAAUAUAAUGUAUGCGUAAACUGAUAUUGUAUUUAUUUUGUAUGGGCCUUUUUAUGUGGCUAAAACAAACUCACUGAGGCAAAGUUUGCUCAGCGCUGGAUGAUUUUAAUGUUUGUAACGCGAGGAUUUUCUCCCUGCAAGUUCUUGUAAAUAAAAAUUGUG
Molecule: messenger RNA, 5004 nt
Organism: Epinephelus moara (kelp grouper)
Lineage: Eukaryota; Metazoa; Chordata; Actinopteri; Perciformes; Serranidae
Product: zinc finger protein 431-like
Source: RefSeq, a predicted model, not a curated record